Molecule: messenger RNA, 435 nt
Organism: Capsaspora owczarzaki ATCC 30864
Lineage: Eukaryota; Filasterea; Ministeriida; Capsasporidae
Exons: 3
Source: RefSeq, a predicted model, not a curated record
GUGGUUGCCAACAUUCUCCAAAUCGUGGAUAUGAUCAAGUCGCCUCCGAUCGGCAUUCCGGAAGUCAUGCGCAUCAUUUCGCGCUUCCUGUUCGUGUUUACAGGCUUGCUUUUGACGCUGGCGCUCUGCUCAUUGUCCAUCAUGGAGGACUGGUUCCGAUUCCUCGUUGACUGGCGUGGUUUCGGUCUCGCUCUGAUGUAUCUUGGCGUUGUUUCAUUCGCCGCAUGUGCCGAUUCGCCCCCGCUGAGUCAAAGUCGGGAGACGGCGCGCCAGGUCGCGUGCUGGAUUACCAUUGCUGUCGGAGGCUUUUACUUUGUGCUCGGGCUUGGCGGCGGUGCGCGGCUGAAGCUGCGCAAAACUUCGCAGAUUUACGGCGCCCCGUUGCAUGAUGGGCCUGCCGUGAUUUCGGCGACGACUCCGGACGAUGACUUUUAA